Mercenaria mercenaria is the source of this 1683-nucleotide messenger RNA. RefSeq lists its product as uncharacterized. The transcript has a single exon. Gene Ontology annotation, biological process: DNA integration. Gene Ontology annotation, molecular function: nucleic acid binding. The coding region runs from base 1 to 1683 and encodes 560 amino acids. The record is from RefSeq and is a predicted model, not a curated record. Lineage: Eukaryota; Metazoa; Mollusca; Bivalvia; Venerida; Veneridae.
AUGAUUGUCCUUGGAUAUAUUAAAAACGAAACCCGGAGAUUCAAAACCUUUGUUGGAAAUAGGGUAAGUGAAAUUCAUGAUGUGACGUCACGGGACCAAUGGAGACACGUAGAUACGGCUUCCAAUCCAGCAGACGUCGCUUCUAGAGGAAUGCAUGCCAGUGAUUUUAAGACAAUGAAAUUUUGGAUGCAUGGACCUGAAUUCCUUCAAAAAGAUGAAAGCCAUUGGCCAAGCCACCUAACUAAACCUGAAUUAGACGACGACACUGAGCUGAAAAAAGAGGUUGUCGUCAACACAACUAGUGCAGUUGAAUCCAUUCAAAGUAUAAUAGAUAGAUACUCCAGUUGGACGAAGCUGAGAAGGGCCGUUGCUUGGUUACUAAGAUAUAAGGUAUACUGCAGACGUAAACACUUAAACCACACCUUGGGACUGAGUGAAGGUGACUUGAGCACCAAUGAACUCAACAUGGCAGAACAUGCCAUAUUAGCGUUGGUUCAACGUACGUCGUUUACCGAUGAGAGAAUAUAUCUACAAAAUGGGAAUUCUGUAAGAAAAUACAGUUGUUUAGCAUCUUUGAACCCGAUUAUACACCAUGACCUGAUCAGAGUACAAGGACGCUUACAAUGCGACUAUCCAAGCAAAUAUCAAGUCGUACUACCUAGCAAACACCAUGUAACAAAACUAAUAAUAAAACAUAUCCACGAACAUAAUGGUCAUGUUGGAAAAGAGCAUGUACUUUCUAUGUCACGUGAGAAAUAUUGGAUUCUACACGGACCUAGCGCAGUGAAGAGUAUUUUGAGAUGUUGCAUCCCAUGCAGACGACAACAUACACCGUUAAUGACCCAACAGAUGGCGCCCUUGCUUGACGAGCAGACAACACCGGAUAUGCCACCAUUUUCCCAUAUUGGAAUCGAUUAUUUCGGACCAUUUAUUGUGAAGACAGCUCGUGCACGAGAAAAGCGUUAUGGUUGUAUUUUCACGUGCCUAACGUCGCGUGCGGUACAUUUUGAAAUUGCUCACAGUCUAUCUACUGAUUCCUUCAUAUCUGCCUUUCAACGCUUUCAAAGUCGACGUGGACGCCCACGGAAAGUCUUCAGUGAUAAUGGAACCAAUCUUGUUGGAGGUGAAACUGAACUACGAAAAUCAUUGCAGCUAUGGAACCAGUCCAAACUCAGUGGAUUUUUUGCUCAGAACGACAUUGAAUGGCAUUUCAACCCUCCGAACGCAAGCCAUAUGGGAGGAGCAUGGGAACGUUUAAUUCGUUCUGCUAGAGUUAUAUUGAAAUCUCUCGUCCGAGAACAACUACUUAACGACGAGCAGCUGCUUACAUUAAUGGCUGAAAGAGAGAAAAUACUAAAUGACAGACCUUUGACACCCGUUAGCAGUGAUCCCAGAGACCCACCAGCAUUAACGCCGAGUAUGCUACUGCUAAUGAAAUCAAACCAGUGCUUACCUGUUGGUAUAUUUAAGAAGCAAGAUAUAUACGCAAAACGGUGGUGGAGACAAGUGCAGUAUCUCGCAGAUGUAUUUUGGAAACGAUGGUUGAGAGAAUACUUACCACUACUUCAGAAACGUCAGAAAUGGCAACGUAAAACUGUAAACCUGAAGAAAGAUGAUGUAGUUCUUGUUGCCGUUGACAACGUUCCCAGAGGACAGUGGCCACUAGCCGAGUGGUUGACGUGA